Molecule: messenger RNA, 761 nt
Organism: Capsicum annuum
Lineage: Eukaryota; Viridiplantae; Streptophyta; Magnoliopsida; Solanales; Solanaceae
Exons: 1
Molecular function (GO): zinc ion binding; nucleic acid binding
Source: RefSeq, a predicted model, not a curated record
AUGAUCCGACCUGAUUGUAAUAAUGAUUUCUGGAAGGAACGGUUCAUUAGUGGUCUCCCUUCUCUCUUUGCCGAAAAGGUUCGGACCAAUAUUAAGGACAGAUUCGAGGGAAAAAUCCCUUAUGAUAUCCUAACCUAUGGUGACUUAAUGAGUUUCAUCACUACCGUAGGAAUAGAUCUCUGCACUGAUAUCAACCUUAAGAAACAACUUAAGAAAGAUAGUACUUCUAAAUAUGGACUAGGAACCUUCUGCCAAGACUAUGGGUUCACCAGCCCUGGCAACAAGCAUAAGAAAAGGACCUCCAAACCUCGCAAGAAGGCUACUUCUAGUAAGAGACCCUUCAAACAAGAUUCUUAUCAACCAAGUAGAAAAUCUACCAAGAGAAAAACCUCUAAGGCUAAAGAUACUUGUUGGACUUGCGGCAAGACAGGCCAUAGGGCGAAGGAUUGUAAGUCCAAUAAGAAGAAGAAGUUAAACCAGCUAGAUCUCUCAGAAGAAACCAGAGCUAGUUUAUUUUCUAUAAUGGAAGACUCGCCUGAUUCCUCAGAAUCCUCCUACACCUCAUCAAGUGAGGACUACAGUGAUGAAGAAUUCAUCAAUGCUGCUUAUGAGACAGAUCAAUCCCAAUCCGGCCAAGAAUGCGCCUGUGAUGGUGCUUUCUGCACUUGCACCAGAAAGACCAUUAAUGUCAUUUCUGGAAAUCCUAAAGAAAUCCUAUUUGACAUUAUAGAACAUAUCCAGGACGAUGAGGCUAGAAACAA